Messenger RNA from Metarhizium brunneum ARSEF 3297, 501 nucleotides. It is a transcript of the gene ABCC8, whose product is annotated as ABC transporter C family member 8. Gene Ontology annotation, molecular function: ATPase-coupled transmembrane transporter activity. The record is from RefSeq and is a predicted model, not a curated record. Gene Ontology annotation, biological process: transmembrane transport. Lineage: Eukaryota; Fungi; Ascomycota; Sordariomycetes; Hypocreales; Clavicipitaceae. Gene Ontology annotation, cellular component: membrane.
AUGCUGUUGCCCGAUACCCCGUUGCGCUUCAGUCUCGACCCGAGUGGCAAAGCCGAAACCAGUCAAAUUGUCGUUGCGCUGCAAAAGACGGGUGUCUGGAGCCUCCUGUGCGAGUCCAACGCCGCAAAUGUCGCCGAAGUACUCGAUCGCAAGAUAUCGGAACUGCCCGCCCUCUCUGUGGGACAACUUCAACUCCUCGGAAUCGCCAGGGCAUUGGUCAAGAAGGCGGUUUUGGGAACCAAGCUCAAACCUGUUCUUCUGCUGGACGAGGCAACGUCAUCACUGGACACUGCGACGGAAUCGUUGAUCCACAACUUGAUUGACGAGGAGUUCUUCGGGCAGGGAUACACGGUCGUAGCUGUCGCCCACCGGUUGGGCGUUGUGACUGGUCGAAUUAGACCCAUGGACAUGGUAGUGAUGAUGGCCGACGGGGCAAUGAGGAAGGUUGGGGGCGCCGAAGAAGUGCUGGGAUCGGACUUUGUUUCUCCUUGGACUUCUUAG